Messenger RNA from Lathyrus sativus (Indian pea), 903 nucleotides. NCBI's taxonomy places the organism in Eukaryota, Viridiplantae, Streptophyta, Magnoliopsida, Fabales, Fabaceae. The record is from the annotation of a GenBank genome assembly.
AUGGAGCACGAGGACCACUUUGCAAAAAACCAAAAAUAUGAUUGCCUUCUUUUUGAUUUAGACGAUACUUUGUAUCCACUCAGUUCUGGUCUUGCAGAUGCAAUUCUGAAAAAUCUUGAAGCCUACAUGGUUGAAAAGCUUGGCAUAGAACCAAGUAAAACGGAUGACUUAUGCAACCUUCUUUACAAGAACUAUGGAACAACUCUAUCAGGUUUAAGGGCAAUUGGUUAUGAAUUUGACUAUGAUGAAUAUCACAGUUUUAUUCAUGGGAGAUUACCUUAUGAGAACCUGAAACCGGACCCGGUUCUAAGGAACAUGUUGAAGAGCCUGCCCUAUAGGAAACUCAUCUUCACAAAUGCAGACAAAGUUCAUGCUCUUAAGACACUAAACAUACUUGGAUUAGAAGACUGCUUUGAAGGAAUUAUAUGCUUCGAGACUCUUAAUCCAAUCAACAAGAGCGGUGUCACUGAUGAUGAAGAUGACGUUGAGUUCGCAGGCUCAACAAGUGCUACUAAGCUGGAAACUAGUAAUAGAGCAAGCAACUCUCGGAUCUUUGACAUCAUAAGCCACUUUGCUCAGGAAAAUCCCAGUGGAAACCUGCCAAAGACACCGGUUGUUUGCAAGCCGUCAGAAAAAGCCAUUGAAUUGGCUCUCAACAUAGCCAACAUUAACCCACAUAAAACUUUGUUCUUUGAAGACAGUGUCCGCAACAUUCAAGCUGGAAAACGUUUGGGACUUGACACUGUGCUGGUCGGUAGAUCGCAAAAAGUUCAAGGUGCGGAUUAUGCAUUGGAAAGCAUCCAUAACCUUACUGAGGCACUGCCUGAUCUAUGGGAGGCAGACGUAAAAUCAGAAGUGGUUUACACUGAGAACCUUGCUAAGGAGACAACAGUAACUGCUUAA